Molecule: messenger RNA, 3117 nt
Organism: Vidua macroura (Pin-tailed whydah)
Lineage: Eukaryota; Metazoa; Chordata; Aves; Passeriformes; Viduidae
Gene: HJURP
Product: Holliday junction recognition protein
Exons: 13
Coding region: 197-2533 (778 amino acids)
Biological process (GO): CENP-A containing chromatin assembly
Cellular component (GO): chromosome, centromeric region
Molecular function (GO): histone binding
Source: RefSeq, a predicted model, not a curated record
CAUGCAGCAGCGCCAGCAACCAAUCAGAAUACAAAGCCCGUCCGCCGCGGAAUCCCAUUGGUUACAGCGCCAGAACUGAUUUGAACAACAACCAAUCGGAGGCAGCGAGGGGGUGGCGCGCGCGAUUUGAAUCGGGGUAGCGGCCCGUCGCAGUGUGCAGAGUGAGUCCGAUUGGCGGCGAGAGUAGUCCUUCAGCAUGGACAGCGAGGCGAUGCAGGAAGGGCUGCACCGCAGCAAGGCUCGCUUCCUGGCAUCUAUGAGCCGAAUAAUUGAGCAGUACAACCAGCCUUUCGAGGAUGAUAUACUUGUGUCCAUAUACACUCUCACCUAUGAUACAACUGAAGGACCAAAACGGUGGGACAAAGUAUCCUGCAAAGAUGUUAGAAAAUGGAAAGAAACACUAUUUGAGCACAAGAGUCAAAGACCAAAGAACACAGAGGAAGAGAGCAGUGAUUUUGAAGAUGAACACUCAACAGUACACCAGGAAUCUUCUGAGAACUCUGGUGCGGAAAUAUCUGAUACAGGUGAAGAAAGUGGUGACAUAGUCUCAGUAGAAAGAAAAUUUGAAAGCAUUCACCUCCAGAAUCUGAUUGUAGAUGAUGGACAGAUCUUCAAGGAAGAAAUAGUUCCAGUGGAUGUGAUAUUACAAGGUGAUGAGAGAAAUAUUCCCAAAUGGGUAAAGAUAAAAACUCCAAUUUCGUUGAAAAGCCAUCGUUCAACUUCGCCAGGGCAAAAACUGCUUGGCAGUCAAGCUGCUGUUUGCAGAAAGAAGCUAGAGUUGUCAAAUAAGUGUUCUUCAUCCAAAUAUCCACAGUUACACCAUUCUGCUGUUCCCAUUUCAUCAAAUACAAUAGCCUCACCCAGGAUUCGACCAUGUCCAGAACUGAGACCAACUUCAUGUGAUAGUAUCCUUGGAGAAUACCAGUCUGCAGAUGAGGAAUGCUCCUUGAGCAAUACAACUCUUGCAGACUUGUAUCCAGCAAUGGUAGAGAUAUUUACAAAGCUCAUGGCGAAGCAUUCUCAGAAAAAAGUGUUGAAGUACAUGUUUGGACACCUACGGUCCAAGAAGAGGCAUUCUAGAAGACCAAAGCUCAAUGUCACUGUAGACAAAAUGAGAGGGUUCGGACCCUGUAAACUAAAGAAAUCAUUUCACAGCAUGUGUAGCUGUAGAAGUGAAGACAACCAAAAUCCAACUUCUGGAAAUGAGAGCAGAGAAUUCUGUCAUGACAGUUGCCCCAUUAGUAAUUCAUCUGGGCUGGUGCCUUAUGCUUAUGCUGAUAAAAAUGAAGUCAAAAUGCACUACUCUGACUCAAGUUUAGAACAACAUUUGGCAUCUGGAAAAAGCCUAGAAAUCUGCAAACACACUACUUUUCCUGAUGUUAUGGAUAGAAUGGGGGAGACAUUUCUAGUUGAAGAUGAAUUACAGACUACUGCCACACCAAAGCAUUCAGAAUACAGAGAAAUUGAAAAAUAUUCUUACAAAUGUUUCUCAGGACCCAGUUUUAUAACAUCUACUGCCAGUUCAGAUUCAAGAGCAUUUUAUCUUGUAAAAGAGAAUAAGACUCAGAAAACAGACUUUUUUGUUGGUACCUCAGAGUUGUGUUCAUCGGCUUGUAGUUCCCAUGGCAAUAGAAACAAUUCUAUCCCUAUUACAAAUUGUUCUCCUGCAAGAUCAUCAUCAAAUACUGUGUUCGUAUAUCCUCAAAAAAUAAUUUCUGAAAGACAAACUUCUUUCCAGUACAAAGACCCAUUUUCCUCCUGGUUCAUGAAGCAGAGUCCUUCAAAGAAGCCAGAUAAAUAUGAAGAUGCAUUUGAGGAACUCUACUACAAAGUGUGUUCUGAAGAAUUCCAAAAGCCUUUGACAUUGACAAGACCUCUUUUAAACUCACAGAACCUUGAAGAGAAAGGAAGAUUAGUGAAGAGUAAUUUAAGUGAUUCUGGGAGGUCCGCUAAACAGUGUGAUAUAGAAUUUGACAGGCUCUAUGAAAAACUGUGUGGGGAGUCUGUUCCAAAAUCUCCUGGGCUUCAGACAGCUUCAAAUUUCAGGAAAUAUGAAGAAAUACAGAUACCUGAAACUGUAAAUGCUCUUGUUAAGUCUCCUGUCCGAACUUAUUCUGCAAUUUCCAGAGUUAAAAGAGGAAAUUUUGAAAACCAACUUCCUUGUUCACCAGAAAAGCGACUGAAACUUACACCAGAACAUUGUUUUUCUUCAAGGAAAUGUCAGGAUAUUUCCCACAGUAAAAAGGGUAAUCUUCAGACAGGUGGCAUGGAUUUCUUGAGCAAAUACAACUGUAGCAGCCCCAGCUCUUUUGCUGAUCACAACUGUCAUUGUCAGGGCUCUGGAUCUCAUGAUUCUUCAGAUGAAAGUUUUCUUGGUAUUCCUGGCACUUCCCUGCAAGAAUCUGGGACUGCAGGUGCACACUCUGGUUGGCCUGGUGCAAUGGAGAAUUGCAGCUCUUUCAGAAAUGUGAGGAAGUGUCACCCAAGGGUAUACAGAAAACUAAGCUACAGUGAUGGGAAAGACCAAUUGUGAUUAUCCCUUGGAUGACUCUACUUAAAGCUCACCAAGAAGCAUUAAUGCACUGUUACAGUUUAAAAAAGUUUUAUAUAGGUUGUGUUUUAUUCAGUGUUGUGUUGUUUCUUCUUCCAGGAAUCAAGGAUGUAUGAUUAUAUGUGUAAGCAAUACACAACUAGUUCUGGUUUAUACUUCCUUGUAGUUCAAAUCUUUGGAAAAAGGUUCGUCCCUUUUAACAGGACACUUCUUACUCAAUUUAUGGCUAAGUUGGAAUUUUAUAUUUGACAGUAUUUGUAAUAACAGAAUGUGAUCUCUAUUCUUUUUAUUUGCUGAUAAGCUUUAAUUCUUACUGUAUUAAUAGCAAGGAACAAGCUCAUUUACCUAAACUGCUGUUUAUUCAUGUUUUUUGGAUGUAUCUGUGCAGACCCAAAUCAUGGCUAUAUGCUAUGACUUGACUCUGCUGUGCAAUGUUAAUGUUAAAAUUUUCCAGAGUUGAUUGUUCAAUAAGACUUUAUACUUUUUAUUAGAUUUGAUAAUUGCAUUCUGUGUUUUGACAAAGUUGUACCUGGCACAGUAUAUGUUCUAAAUAAAAAACUGUUCUG